Messenger RNA from Rhinolophus ferrumequinum (greater horseshoe bat), 4164 nucleotides. RefSeq names its product PPARGC1 and ESRR induced regulator, muscle 1 (gene PERM1). The transcript is spliced from 3 exons. Lineage: Eukaryota; Metazoa; Chordata; Mammalia; Chiroptera; Rhinolophidae. Gene Ontology annotation, cellular component: cytoplasm; nucleus. The record is from RefSeq and is a predicted model, not a curated record. Bases 409 to 3234 code for a protein of 941 amino acids. Gene Ontology annotation, biological process: response to muscle activity; regulation of DNA-templated transcription.
GGGCUUGGCCGCUCUGGAGGAAAGUUGGAGGGUGAGGCUGGCCCAGCUGGACAGAAAAUGCUCGGUGAUGUGAAGGAAAGCCACUUCUGGGGACGGAAACUCAAACACAAAGACCCUAUUUCUUAGUGCACUUCACUAAUCUAGAGCUUUCUUUGGUGGAAAGAACCUGACACUAUGUCUUCCUAAAGUCACCAUGUGGGCUCAGUUUGGAGACAGGGACAUGGGGCUGUGGAUAUUCUGACCUGGAGGACGCCGCACGGCCCCCGCACCCCUGCUCUGCUUUCUUUCAGGAUGGAGAUGCUGUGCCAGGUCCGAGCCAGGGAGGAGGGGGUCCCCGGGGGGCAAGCGGGCGGUGGCAGUGCCUGAAGACCCUGAGCUCUGCUGCUCAUGUGCCUUUGCUAACCCGAAAUGGAAAACUUCCAGUACAGCAUCCAACUGAGUGACCAGGACUGGGCCGAGUUCUCAGCCACGGCUGAAGAGUGUGGCCUCCUGCAGGCUGGCCUGGCCUCUGGGGAUGAGCUCUUGUCCAGUGACAUUGACCAAGGGGACAGCAGUGGCAGCAGUCCCCCCGAGCACCUGCCCCUUCUUGGGAGGCAGCUGGCUCCCAGAGGGCGUGGCUGGCCGGGCUUCGAGGAGGAGCAUAAGGAGGCCACACAGCAGCUGGUCAGCAGGUCUUGGCAGGAGCCCGUCCUGGCUCUGGGGGCAGGUCAGCAGAUGCCCAGCACGUCCGCACCGUCAGAAGCUCAGCCGUCUCUCAGCCCUGGAGACGCCCCUCCCGGCCAGAGCCCUUCCCUCCUAGGGCCAGUGACUUCCAGAGACGAGAUGCAGAGGCUUCUACAGGGCCCAGCCGCCCGGGACCCUGCCCCUAGUGUCCCUGGUGAGACUCCUCGGAGCCCCGAGGCCCCUGGCCGCAGCACUGCCUCCCAGAAGCCCCCUGGCAGCCCUGGAGCCCCACCACGCAGCAGCCCUAGCCGGAAGAAGAGGCGGGCUGCAGGUACCAAGGGGGGUGGGCGCCCGGGUGUCGCAGGCUCGGCUCCCACUCAGCUGGGCUCCCCACGGCUCAGUGAGGCCAGGCCCAAGGAAGGCCUUGGCCCAGCUGGGUCCAGGGGGAAGGGUCUCUCAUCUGGGACAGCAGAGCAGACAGCAGGACCCGGGCAGGACAAGCUUGGGCCACAGUCUGCAGGAGCCCAUGAGCAGGUGGCCAGGCAAGGGCCCAGCUUGGAUCUGUCUACAACUGAGCAAGGUACAGACUUACUUGGAAUGACCCCCAGAGCUGAGCUACACACUGUGUCCAUACCUGCCCAGGAGACUGGUCCAGAUAUCUCAAUGGCUAAGUCAGACAUGGCUCUGUCUCCACCUGCCCGCGAGCCCCAGGCUGACUCAGCUCUGUCUACACCUGCCUGCAAGCCCCAGGCUGACUCGGCUCUGUCUCCACCUGCCCGCGAGCCCCAGGCUGACUCAGCUCUGUCUACACCUGCCCGCAAGCCCCUGGCCGACAUGGCUCUGUCUCUACCUGCCCUCAAGCCCCAGGCUGACACGGCUCUGUCUACACCUGCCUUCAAGCCCCAGGCUGACUCAGCUCUGUCUACACCUGCCCUCGAGCCCCAGGUUGACUCGGCUAUGUCUACACCUGCCCACAAGCCCCAGGCUGACUCGGCUCUGUCUACACCUGCCCUCGAGCCCCAGGCUGACUCGGCUAUGUCUACACUUGCCCUCAAGCCCCAGGCUGACUUGGCUCUGUCUACACCUGCCCGCAAGCCCCAGGCCGACAUGGCUCUGUCUCUACCUGCCCUCAAGCCCCAGGCUGACUCGGCUCUGUCUACACCUGCCCGCAAGGCCCAGGCUGACUCGGCUCUGUCUAUACCUGCCCGCAAGCCCCAGGCCGACAUGGCUCUGUCUCUACCUGCCCUCAAGCCCCAGGCUGACUCGGCUCUGUCUACACCUGCCCGCAAGGCCCAGGCUGACUCGGCUCUGUCUAUACCUGCCUGCAAGCCCCAGGCUGACUCGGCUCUGUCUACACCUGCCUACAACUCUAGACUGGAUGCGGACCUGCCUGCGCUGGGCCCAGUGGUCAAGCCAGAGGUGGAUUCAUCUAUACCUGUGUCAAAGGCCCAGUCUGAGGUGGGCGCAUCCACAUUUGCCCUCAGUCCCCAGGCCGAGCCUGACAUGACGGAGGCAAAGGUUGCCCCAUCAGCCAAACUGGAUUUGAGCUCUGCUGUGUCUUCAGGGGGCCACCAGGAGAAGCCCAGAGGGCAGCCCUCUGCAGGUGACCCUGAAAACCACUCAGGGGAGCCCCCACCAGGCUCCAUCCAAGCCCCCAAGAAGAAGAAAGUGCGAUUCUCGGUGGCUGUGCCUAGUCCCGAGGAGCUGGGGUCAGGAGAGGCCUCGGGCCCACUCUCGCCAGCUACAGCCUGGCCAUCUGCCCCCAGGACAGCAGCUGGGGCCCGUGGGGGGCCUGGAGUUUGGGAUGCAGUGGCAGUUGGGCCCCGGCCGCCCCAGCCUCGGAUCCUCAAGCACCUGCCUCCCCCUCCAUCCGCUGCCUCCGGGGGGCCUGGGUACAGGAGCUGCUUUGCAGUGACCCUCCCAGAAGCCUACGAGUUCUUUUUUUGUGACACUAUCACAGAGGAGGACGAAGAGGCUGAGGAGGCAGCCGAGGCUAGCCAGGUCCCCGCAGACGUCCAGUGGCCGGACGUAUGCGAGUUCUUCUUCCGGGACUGCCAAGCCCAGACGUCUGGGCUCCGGGCACGCCGCUCCCCACCCCCACCCCCGAAGGCUGAGCCUGUGCCAGCCCCUGUGCCUGGAGACCCCAUGCCUAUCUCCAUCCCUGAGGCCUACGAACACUUCCUUGGGGAGGGCAGGCUGGGGGAAGAGCUGGGGCAGGCUUCCCUUCAGCUGCAGGCUGCAGAGCUCCCCAGGCCGGCCCCCCAGGGAGUGGAGUCUGGCACCCCCACAGAGACCAGCCAAGCCACAACAGAGCAGCUCGACCUGGUGGUCAGGCAAGCAGGGGAGCCUCGGGGUCCCCUCACCGCCUUUACCUUCAGCCAGAAUGACAUGUGCCUGGUGUUUGUAGCCUUUGCCACCUGGGCUGUGAGAACAUCAGACCUGCAUACCCCAGACGCCUGGAAAACAGUCUUGCUGGCCAACAUCGGCACCAUCUCCGCCAUCCGCUACUUCCGCCGGCAGGUGGGGCGGGGGCGCCCCAGCCCAAGCCCCAGCCUCAGCCCCAGCUCCUAGGACCCAGGCUUGGCCCAGGAAGACGCCAGACAAGGAAAUGGCCACAGGUGCUCAGGACGAGACGCUGCCCUCGCCCUUUGACCCUUGUGUUCCACAGCGUCUAGGAAGGAGCCAUUGUCCUCGGUCCUGGCUACUUGGACUGUACCUGAGGCUCUGGCCAGGCCGAAGCCAGAGCUGUACUCCACACUUGGGAGGGGAGAUUCGGAAGGCUGGUGACAGGGGCCGAGCAGGGAGCAGGGAGCAGGGAGCUACUUAGUAAGGUUGCCAGAUCAGCAACGAGAAACGGGGCGUCCAGUAAAACUGGAAUGUCAGACAUGCAAUAUUUGAGACGUACUUAUACUGAGAAAUUAUUUGUGGUGUAUCUGAAAUCAAAUCUCACUGGCCGUCUGAUUUUAUCUGGUGAUGUAGUUGAGGGAUAAGAGGCAGAACGAGGCAUUGGAAAUUAGAGAGUAUCACAGCAGCAGCAAGGCCCCAGCUGGACAUCUGGGCAGGGGGCAAGGGUGAGGGGACUGGGUGGCCUCGACUCUGGGACAGGGGAUCCCAGGGACUCUGCCCUGUGCACAGUGGGCCUCUUUGACCCCUGAGUCACAAAGGCCUGUGGCCAGGGCCUCCUUGGCUCCUGCCUGAGACAGUGAGCAGGUAUCUACAGGGUUUGUAGGAGGCCCAGGAGGGUGUGGGUCUACAGGGCAGAGCCUGGAGCCCCUCCUCUAGGGAGCCCUGGACGAGGGAUGCAGCAGAGGGUAGAGGUAUCGGGCAGACGGAUGGGACACCUGGGAUUGUCCCGGGGCUGAGAGGAGCCAGAGAUGGGGCAGGAAGGUGGGUAGGGGGCUACCAGGCUAAGUGCACAGGGUCUGCGGGUGGCAGGCACCUCCUGGCUGCUGAGUGAAGGAUGUGUGGACACAGCACAAAUACAAUUUCCUUUUCUUCUUU